Messenger RNA from Theobroma cacao (cacao), 1996 nucleotides. NCBI's taxonomy places the organism in Eukaryota, Viridiplantae, Streptophyta, Magnoliopsida, Malvales, Malvaceae. The record is from RefSeq and is a predicted model, not a curated record.
AGAAUUGACAUCAGAAAGAAAAGAAAAGGGAGGUGGGGGUGCCAAGGGGGAACGGAGAGGGAAGCCAAAUCAAAGAAAAGAGAGAAUCGUGUAUUUCUUACGUCAUCUCUCUGUCUCCAAGUUCGUAUCUGAAACAAACAGACAAACAAACAAACAAAAAACCAGAGUCAGGAAAAGAGGGGCAAUUCUUCGUAAGCUCUGGGGUUCUUUAAAUUUGAAAUUUCAAAACCCUAGCUCCCUCAUUUUCCCAUUUAUUCUUUAUUUGUGGAUUUGCACGUGAUUUGAAAGUAUAAUUUAGACAUAUUUGAAUUGAGUUUUUAGAUUGAAGAAGAAAAAGAGGAAGUUUCUGAUAGAGAGAUAUAAGGAAGAAAGGAGAUGCGUUCGAAGAAGAUGGAAGGAACAUCGGCCCCGACUAUGCGUCGAGACCCUUAUGAAGUUUUGUGCGUUUCAAGGGAUUCCACUGAUCAGGAGAUCAAAACUGCUUAUCGAAAGCUAGCUCUCAAGUAUCAUCCUGACAAGAAUGCCAGCAACCCUGAGGCUUCAGAGCUUUUUAAGGAAGUUGCAUAUUCUUAUAGCAUUUUAUCUGACCCAGAAAAGCGAAGACAAUAUGACAGUGCAGGGUUUGAGGCUGUUGAAGAUUCGAUGGAUAUGGAGAUUGAUUUGUCCAAUCUGGGAACUGUUAAUACAAUGUUUGCGGCAUUAUUCAGCAAGCUUGGUGUCCCCAUCAAGACUACAAUCUCAGCUAAUGUUCUUGAAGAAGCUCUAAAUGGAACUGUCACUGUUAGACCCCUUCCAAUUGGAACAUCAGUUAGUGGAAAGGUAGACAAGCAAUGUGCCCACUUCUUUGGUGUAACAAUAAGUGAUGAACAAGCUGAGGCUGGGAUUGUUGUGAGGGUAACUUCAACAGCACAAAGCAAAUUCAAGUUACUUUAUUUCGAACAAGACAUCAAUGGUGGCUAUGGUUUGGCCCUACAGGAAGACAGCGAGAAGACGGGCAAAGUGACAUCUGUUGGCAUGUAUUUCUUACAUUUUCAAGUAUACAGAAUGGAUUCCACUGUAAAUGCGUUAGCAAUAGCUAAAGACCCUGAAUCUGCCUUCUUUAAAAGGUUGGAAGGUCUUCAACCUUGUGAGGUUUCAGAACUAAAAGCUGGCACACAUAUAUUCGCUGUUUAUGGAGAUAAUUUUUUCAAGACUGCUACUUACACAAUUGAGGCACUUUGUGCUAAGUCAUAUGAGGAUACCACCGAGAAGCUCAAGGAUAUUGAAGCUCAGAUUUUAAGAAAGAGAAAUGAGUUGCGGCAAUUUGAAACAGAAUACAGAAAAGCUUUGGCACGCUUUCAAGAAGUGACCAACCGGUACAGCCAAGAAAAGCAAUCCGUAGACGAGCUGCUGAAACAGCGUGAUAGUAUCCAUGCUACAUUCAGUGUAACAAGGACGCCCAACAGUAUGAAUGUUAACGUAAGUAAUGGAAGCACAAGCAAAGUUCCUGGUGAGGCUGAGAGUCCACCGGAAGAUGGAAACUCAGAUGGGAAGGAUAAAUCAGGGAAAAAGAAAUGGUUCAAUUUGAAUCUGAAGGGAUCUGACAAAAAGCUUGGAUGAAAUGGUAUUUAGAUAGGGUUCAUGAGAGGUUUAAAUGCCCACCAUGGUUUGAAAUAUUUGCCAGCACUCUGCUGCCUGCCAAAGCUUGCCUUGUAUUAUUUAUUCAAUUCUUUUCUCCACCAAGGUUGUCCAGUAUGUCAUGUUACAGUAAUGGUCCUGUAUGAUGAGUUAAUUUGGAAAGCAAGUGGAUGCAAGUCUUUUGUAUUCUUAUUUGAUCAAGUGAGCUCCCUCUUUUUAGCAGUCUCAAAGUUCCUAGUUGUCUGUGUAAUAAGAAAUUCAUUUCUGUCUCUCUUGGCGUAACUAUUCAAUUGAGGCCUUCAACUGAUGGAUGGACGAGUAGAUUUGCUCGGAUAUUAUUGCUCAAAGCACAUAUUGGCCAUGUGUGUUGUCUUUUUAA